AUGGCGGUUCCUAAAUAUCAACAGCUGCCGGUGAAUUCUGAACUAGAUGAAAGUAUAUUGGAAAGCAAACCCAGAGGAAAAUGGUCUGAUGUGUGUUUCCAAAAGGGGCUUCUGUCUCUGGGUUUGAUUUUAUUAUAUUUUUCUUUAUCAAUUGGCCUUACAUUUUAUCAGAGAUGGCUUUUAAAGGAUUUUCAUUUUCCGCUUACAGUUGUUAUGUAUCACUUAAUAGUAAAGUGGCUUUUAUCUGUGUGUGUCCGUUUUGUGGUUGGAAUCAUUACUGGUCAACCACAACUUGUUCUUCCAUUUAUCACCUGCCUUAGAUCUGUAGGACCUACAGGCCUAGCAAGUGGGAUUGAUGUUGGAUUUUCUAAUUGGGCUCUGGAGCUAGUUACCAUAUCCCUAUAUACUAUGACAAAGUCAACAACUAUAAUUUUUAUUCUUGGAUUUGCUAUAUUGCUAGGUCUUGAAAAGAAGUCAUGGUCACUAGUUGGGAUCGUACUAACAAUUGCAACUGGACUCAUCAUGUUUACAUACAAUGCAACACAAUUUAACUUGAUGGGUUUUGAUUUCCUGCUCCUGGCGUCUUUUGCUGGGGGUCUACGUUGGACAUUCGCUCAGCUCCUCAUGCAGAAAUCUAAACUUGGCUUACAUAACCCAGUAGAUAUGGUAUUUCAUGUUCAACCUUGGAUGUUCUUUUCUCUACUUCCGUUUAUGCUUGCUUUUGAAGGAUUCAAGUGUUUUGAAAAAGUAAUUGCGCUGGCACCCGGAGAAUUGUUCCCAACUGUACUUAAAGUCACAGUUGGAGCAACCAUAGCAUUUGCAAUGGAAAUUAGUGAAUUUCUUGUUGUAACAUACACAUCUAGUCUGACUCUAUCAAUUGCUGGUAUAAUUAAGGAAUUGUGUAUUCUAGUCUUAGCGGUAGAAGUGAGUGGCGACCAACUAAGCCCCAUAAAUGUUGUUGGUUUAGUUGUCUGCUUGAUGGGUAUCAGUGGACAUAUAAUACACAAGGUUUUGGUAAUUAGAAGAGUGGCUGGUACAGUUCGCAUCUUAGAAGAUGACGAUUUUGUAAAUAUCGGCAAGACUAGAGCACCUAAGGCGAAAGAAAGGAGUGAACCAUUGUUAGAAAAUCAGAAAUGGCAAGAAGCUAGCGAUGAAAGUGAUAUAGACAGUAGUCUUGUCAUAUAUGAAAUCAUGCAGAGGCGAGAUGGUAGUUAA
Messenger RNA from Pieris macdunnoughi, 1215 nucleotides. Lineage: Eukaryota; Metazoa; Arthropoda; Insecta; Lepidoptera; Pieridae. The record is from the annotation of a GenBank genome assembly.